AUGGCGGGGUUGGGGAUCCAGGCACUGAGCCCCCCAAAUCCUGCCCCACAGUGGGGGUUCGCCUUCCCGGACUGGGCGUACAAACCGGAGUCGAGCCCGGGUUCGCGGCAGAUCCAACUCUGGCACUUCAUCCUGGAGCUGCUGCGGAAGGAGGAAUACCGGGAGGUGAUCGCUUGGCAGGGCGACUACGGCGAGUUCGUCAUCAAGGACCCUGACGAGGUGGCCCGGCUUUGGGGGGUCCGCAAGUGCAAGCCCCAGAUGAAUUACGACAAGCUCAGCCGGGCCCUCAGGUGGGCUUUGGGGGGCGGGGG
Messenger RNA from Haliaeetus leucocephalus (bald eagle), 311 nucleotides. RefSeq names its product ETS domain-containing transcription factor ERF-like. Gene Ontology annotation, cellular component: nucleus. Gene Ontology annotation, biological process: cell differentiation; regulation of transcription by RNA polymerase II. The record is from RefSeq and is a predicted model, not a curated record. The annotation marks the transcript as partial. Gene Ontology annotation, molecular function: DNA-binding transcription factor activity, RNA polymerase II-specific; sequence-specific DNA binding. NCBI's taxonomy places the organism in Eukaryota, Metazoa, Chordata, Aves, Accipitriformes, Accipitridae. The transcript is spliced from 2 exons.